Molecule: messenger RNA, 884 nt
Organism: Orycteropus afer afer
Lineage: Eukaryota; Metazoa; Chordata; Mammalia; Tubulidentata; Orycteropodidae
Source: RefSeq, a predicted model, not a curated record
AUGUGGAAAUUCAAAAGAGAUUGGUCUUAUGAAGACAGAGGAAGAAGCGAGCAUUAUGAGGAUCCACAAACCAGCCGGUCAUGGCGAGGGUCCCGGGCACGUGAGGAGGUAGUGACGCUGCCAUUGCCACGCUACGCUAAUCCGGGUUCCCCCAGGGCCAUGGCUUUGGAUUUUAAAACUUACGUGGAUCAGGCAUGUAGAGCUGCUGAGGAAUUUGUCAGUAUUUACUAUGAGACAAUGGACAAAAGAAGGCGGGUACUACCCAGGCUGUAUCUGGACAAGGCCACUUUAAUUUGGAAUGGAAAUGUUGUCACUGGGCUGGAUGCCCUGACUAAUUUUUUUGAAACAUUGCCUUCUAGUGAGUUCCAGGUCAAUAUGUUAGAUUGCCAGCCAGUUCAUGAGCAAGCCACCCCGUCCCAGACUACAGUUCUUGUUGUGACCAGUGGGAUUGUGAAGUUCGAUGGAAACAAGCAGCAUUACUUCAACCAGAACUUCCUGCUGACUGCACAGUCCACCCCUCAUAACACGGUGUGGAAGAUUGCAAGUGAUUGCUUCCGCUUUCAGGAUUGGGCUACUAGUUAAAGAGGGCAAAGGUCCAGUCUCCUUUAGUCCAUUAGUUCCAGAAACAAAAAUUAUGUGAGCUAUUUCAUUGUAGAAGCACUAUAACCUAGUGUGUCCUGAAACUAAAUUUCUUUAGUAUUUUCAAUUUCUAAGAGCACCUUUUCUGGCAGCUGCCAGUUUGAAUCAUUGCCCUUAAGAGCUUUAAUGAUAGUUUUUUACAUGCCUUAUAUACAUUCCACUAAUGACAUUCUGAUAGUAAUGUUAAAUACAUGAUCUCUGUACUAAUAUUCACUGUGAAUUCAGCCCAUCGCAAAAAUGAAAAC